Messenger RNA from Nicotiana attenuata, 396 nucleotides. RefSeq names its product RNA-directed DNA polymerase homolog. The coding region runs from base 1 to 396 and encodes 131 amino acids. The record is from RefSeq and is a predicted model, not a curated record. The transcript is spliced from 2 exons. Lineage: Eukaryota; Viridiplantae; Streptophyta; Magnoliopsida; Solanales; Solanaceae.
AUGGUAUGUCACAUCUGCCCAUCGAAGACACACCCUUUUGGCGCACCGCUGUUGCUUCGAAAGAAGAAAGCUGGAUCGUUGCGCUUGUGCAUGGACUAUCGGGUGCUUAAUAAGGUCACCAUGAAGAACAACUACUCGAUCCCGCUCAUUACUGACUUAUUUGAUAGACUUGGUCAAUCCAAGCACUUUACUAAGGUGGAUCUCCGCAAGGGCUACUGCCAGGUUCUCAUUGCACAAGGAGAUACGCCGAAGAUGGCAUAUGUGAUAAGAUAUGGAGCUUUUGAAGACGAGGCUAAGUGGCUACUUAGCCAAGGCCGCACCAUUGAUCAAGUUGCUAAAGAAGAAAAAGCCAUGGGUUUGGACAAAAUAUUGUCAAAAGGCAUUCGAAGGGCUUAA